This is a messenger RNA of Theobroma cacao (cacao), 1934 nucleotides long. Its product is annotated as Ubiquitin carboxyl-terminal hydrolase family protein. The record is from RefSeq and is a predicted model, not a curated record. Gene Ontology annotation, molecular function: RNA binding. Lineage: Eukaryota; Viridiplantae; Streptophyta; Magnoliopsida; Malvales; Malvaceae.
AUGUGUUCAAACAGAAAAAAAAAACAGUAUUUCCCGCCUGCAACGGUAACCAUGGCGCUCUGCACCAGAGUCCCUCACCGGCUGCAUCUGGUGCGGACCUUCGUCGACGCCAAGAUCAAAUGGGUUCGUGACCCAGACCUCGACAACGCUGUUGAGAGAGAGAAAAACCUCAAACAAAUCCUUUCUCUCAAAAACCAAAUCGUCUCGUCUCCCUCCAGUUCCCUCCCCCUUUCCUCACUCUCCCCUCUCAAACCUCACUUCAAUCUCCCCACCUCUACCUCCAAAGUUUUCCAAAAGUACCCUGCCAUUUUCUCCCAAUUCCAACCCUCUCCCUCUCUCCCUCUGCACGUCAAGCUCACCCCUCAAGCCAUGACUCUCCAUAAGGAAGAGCUAGCCAUUCACAAGUCUCCCGCUCAUAGAAACGACGCCGUGAAGAGGCUGGCUAAGCUGUUAAUGCUGGCUAAAUCAGGUAGGCUGCCGUUGCAUAUCAUAGACAAGUUCAAAUUUGAUCUGGGUCUUCCCUCUGAUUACAUUACUUUUCUUCUUUCCGAUUAUCCUGAAUAUUUCCAAAUUUGUGAAAGUAUAAAUACUCUUGAUGGUAAAGAAACCCUUGUUUUAGAGCUUAUUUCUUGGAGAAAAGAGCUCGCAGUUUCGGAAAUGGAAAAGAGAGCGUCCUUUUAUAAUGGUAGGGAAGUGAAAAAAGGAAUGCCGUUAUGGUUUUCGAUGAAAUUACCCAACGGGUUUGAUUUGGAGAAGAAGGUGAUGAAUUGGGUUGACACGUGGCAAGAUUUGCCUUACAUUUCACCUUAUGAGAACGCCUUUCAUUUGGGGCCUAAUAGUGAUCAGGCAGAAAAAUGGACUGUUGCGGUGCUUCACGAGCUGUUAUGGCUGUUGGUGUCAAGGAAGACGGAAAGAGUGAAUGUGUUUUGUUUGGGAGAUUAUUUAGGGUUUGGGAAUCGAUUUAAGAAGGCGUUGGUGCAUUUUCCGGGGAUUUUUUAUGUUUCGAAUAAGAUUAGGACACAGACUGUGGUGCUUAGGGAAGCUUAUAGGAAAGAUUUCUUGGUGGAGAAACAUCCAUUGAUGGGUAUGCGGUUUAGGUACAUUCAUCUUAUGAAUAAGGCAGAGAAGUUUCGGAACAGUGGUGUUGUUUUAAGGUUUAGGAGGAGACGAGAGGUUAUGCCCUCUGCUGAUAAAGGGCAAGUUAUGAAAGAAGAUGAUAAGAGUACGGGGGAAAAUAACAAUUUUAAUGAGUUGUCUGAUUCGGAGUUUGAGGAUGUUUCCAAUGAUGAGACAUCAAGAACACAGAUAAUAGAUACAUAAAUAUCAGAGGCACGACCUUGAGAUGAGGAGCUUGAGAAUUCUGCUAGAGAAAGCUUUGAUUGCAUUUACUUUCUUUGACAACCAAUGUGUUAGAAUUGCAUCACUGCUAGAGAAAGAAGCAUAAACUGAGCAUGGUCUUAGAAGGAUGGUCAAUUUCUUAAACUGUUGGUUUUCGAAGUUGAUGAUGUCAGUAAUUAUGUGACAGGAAAGAUGAUGAGAUGAUUGGAAGGAGCAAGGUAAUUGUGCAAGUGAUGUGAACAAUGGAGCGUACUUUGAGAAGAAAUGCCGUAUGAGUGAUGUGAAGUUAUUGAUGAUUUAGAAUUGCCAAGCUUAAAACUACAGAAGGCAUUAGCUCAACAUGGACUCAGAUUCUGCUUGGAGAUGUUCUGUUCGAAGAUACUAGAAUUAGACAGGGGAACCGUUUUGCUACAAAUUGUAUGGAAAAGACUGAUCAAUAAAUUCUUCCUUGGAUAAAUCUGGAAGUUCACUAUUACGAAAUGUCCUUGGAUAAACCUGAAUGUUUGCUAAACCUUUGGUUUGUGGCUGUAUAGGUGCUGGAUAACUGAGACCUGUUUUAAUGAAAUUAUAUAGCGGUACUUCCUUCUUAGGUUGCU